This is a messenger RNA of Cokeromyces recurvatus, 504 nucleotides long. RefSeq lists its product as uncharacterized. NCBI's taxonomy places the organism in Eukaryota, Fungi, Mucoromycota, Mucoromycetes, Mucorales, Mucoraceae. The coding region runs from base 28 to 318 and encodes 96 amino acids. The record is from RefSeq and is a predicted model, not a curated record. The transcript has a single exon.
CGCGACGUGGGUAGUUCUAUUGACAACAUGUAUAAAGAAUUGGACCACUGUGCUGGAACAAUGCAAGACUUGAUUCAUCUCCUACGCACAAACACAGAGCCUAUCCGUUUAAUUAUUAUUGAUUACGCCGGCCUUUCUACUGAUUUCGCUGAUAUUCAAGCAUUAUUUGAAAAGUACAAGCAACUUGUUGAAAUUAUGGUUGAUUUAGAUUUCGGAUUUGAUUUAAUAUCACGACAAGACAUCUUGAAUGAUAAUGGCGUAUCUUCAAAGUUCAAUUACCAUGUUGGUUCUAAAAAACGAAGUCAUAGCAUAAUUUGAUUUGAUCUGUGAUCCACUUUUUAGAGUAUAAUAUUUUUUUUUUCUCUUCCAUUAAAUAUCGAACUUCUAUUUAUCGAUUAUUCCCAAGGAAUAAAAUACAUCUUUUUUAAAUUAUACUAUUGAACAGAAUAAUUUUAAAAUUUAUAUGCAUCUUUAUAAAAAGCUUUUGGCUACUUCUUGAUCAAC